Molecule: messenger RNA, 1353 nt
Organism: Armigeres subalbatus
Lineage: Eukaryota; Metazoa; Arthropoda; Insecta; Diptera; Culicidae
Exons: 2
Coding region: 57-1172 (371 amino acids)
Source: RefSeq, a predicted model, not a curated record
AAAUGUUGAUAACGUUAUUGUAUUCAUUUUUGCUCUGAUGUCUAGUCCUAUCUGAAAUGGAUUGUAAAUCGCUACUAAUCCUUCCCGCACUUCUGCUAAUGCACGUUCAUUUGGCAACGCCUUGGUACUACAACUGCUUCGAAGCCACCGGAAGUCCCUCCGUUAUCCUCGCGGACAGUUGCAGUUUAAAGGACAUCGUCGUACGCAGUGAUAUCGAUGCGCGGGAUGUGUACCUUCCACCGACCAACAUCAACUUCUUCCAGUCCAACUUUUCGUCCUUCUCGCCGGCCUUGGGUCGUCGGCUGCCAGAAGAGGCGCUCCGCGUGAAUUUCUUCAACUGUAUGGUGCCCAAGUUUGCGAUCCCAACAAAGCUGCGAUCGCUUGGGUUGUACUUCACCAAUGUACUUACGGUUUUCACCAACUAUUUGGCGGACAAUGCGAUGGAAGAGUUAACCGUGGUGGGGGCUCGUAUAACUUCUAUGAAGUUUGUGGAAGUGUUUAGAAAGCUACGAUAUCUGCGCAUCGAAGGAAACCCCAUAGAAAUUGUGAGCAUGGAAACAUUUCGCAAUUUGACAAAAGUGGAAAUAAUCAACCUCAGUGGAAACAAAAUCUACUUUUUUGAACCAGUGACAAAACCUCUGGAACUCCCAAAGUUGACAGAGCUCAAUUUGCGUAGAAACUUCAUAAUUCAGUUCGACAGUAGCUUGUGGUACUCGCCGAAUCUUCAGAUCCUCAAUCUGCAUACCAACUUCCUCAAAAGUUUAAACGUCGAUCAGCUGCAUUUAUCGUUUCCCCAGCUGGGACAAGUGACUCUGGGUAGAAAUCUAUGGAACUGCCAACGAUUGAAUGUGAUAAUGGGUUCGAUGUUGAUUCGUAAAAUUAGCACAUACGUAGCCGACUCGAACAUUGGCUGCCAAUCGUAUUCAUAUGUCGAAUACUUGAGCUUAUCUGGGCUGGAUUCUGUUAGCAAUGCAAAGCGAAUGUUCUAUCGCUUACAGGACGUUUCAGCGGGGUAUUAUGCGGCAGCGUCAAAUACAACUUUGUUGGAGGAUUUAUAUGAUCGAAGCAACAUUUUGAGAGUCAAACUGGAAAGUUUGAGUAAAACUGUACAGAGAGUUCAAAAUACAUACGGUGAUUUAAAACAGUGGAUGCAGAAGAAACACGUCAACUAAAAUAUGAAAUAAAAAUACUAAAAUAAUACUAAAAUAUUCUUAUGACUAAGAAAAAUAUAAAUAGACAUGAGCCAAAAAUAAAAUAUCAUAGCUCAGGUUAUGAAUUUUAUUUAGGAAAUAAAUGAAACCAACAUUCGAGCCUAAAACAGGCUUGAAGAGAGAAAGGUAAGUGGCGAAGUAU